Molecule: messenger RNA, 1181 nt
Organism: Pieris napi
Lineage: Eukaryota; Metazoa; Arthropoda; Insecta; Lepidoptera; Pieridae
Product: zinc finger protein 226-like
Exons: 8
Coding region: 98-1150 (350 amino acids)
Biological process (GO): regulation of transcription by RNA polymerase II
Cellular component (GO): nucleus
Molecular function (GO): DNA-binding transcription factor activity, RNA polymerase II-specific; RNA polymerase II cis-regulatory region sequence-specific DNA binding; zinc ion binding
Source: RefSeq, a predicted model, not a curated record
GUGGUCAAAAGUUCUUAGCCCUUGUUGUUGUUUUAACAAAAACUAUUAUUAUUUUGAAAACAAUUAGAGAAAUUAUUCAAUCUAUUUAUUAAACCCCAUGGCUUCUUUUUUAAUGUUAAAGUCAAGAUCAUUUGUAGACGCUAUGGAAAAAAGUAUGACAAAUAUAUUACAAUCUGUAUCAGAAGAUUCAACACUUUCUGACGUGUGUCGAAUAUGUAACCAAGGAAAUGCUAAUAUUCCUAUUUUUGAUGAUACAAGUCAUAUAAAUAUUUCCAAAGAAGUUAUGCACAUCACAGGAGUUUUUAUGCAUAAAAUUGACAAAUAUUCAAAAUAUAUCUGUGAAAAUUGCUUCAAUCUACUUAAAGGAUCAAUAUUCUUUCGGGAGCUAUGUCUCAGAAACAACCAAAACUGUUUAAAAAGGCUAUCAAACCGGAAAGAACUUAUUAUGAAAACUGAUCAGGAGCAGGUGUUUGAACAGGAAACACAACCAAAUCACUCUGAUGAUGAAGUAGAUACAUGGCUUUGUUCCUCUUGCAAUAAAGAAUUUUUAGACAUGAUUUCAUAUGACAUACACUGUACAGAAUGCAAUAAAAAUUAUGAAAAUGCAGAAUUAGAUUUUAAGGUAGAGAAAAAUGAGAGAGCAUUAUGUGAAGUCUGUGGCAAAACUAUAGCUUGUGUUGGACAACUAACGCUUCAUUUAAAAAGCCAUAGCAAUAGUUUUCCAUACCUAUGUGACACUUGUCCAUACAGAGGUAGAACAGUGGAACUAUUAAAAGUGCAUAAAAGAAUUCAUUUAAAAGUCAAACCUUUUAAGUGUACUCAAUGCCCUCAAAGAACUACCACACAUGGAAACUUAAAAAAGCAUAUGGAUCGUCGGCACAGCAGUAUUCAAUACAAGUGUCCUUAUUGUGAGAAGAUAACAUCGUCGAAGCAUGACCUUACAAAACACAUCGAAGAUAUGCAUUUAAAUCAAGAGCCUUUCCCAUGUGAUAUUUGUUGUAAAACUUUUAAAAUAAGACAUUAUUUACGCAAGCACCUUAGAAAAGUUCACAAAAUAAAAACGGGACACCCAAGAGGUCGUGUACCAGAUUACUUGCGCUACCAAAAUGAAGAAAGAAAUAAAGAUGUGGUUAACGCGGAUGUCAUGUAAUAAGUAAAUUUGACUGAAUGUGAACAGAACU